AUGUGCCCUAACCAUAUUCUUGGCUCUUCACAGAAAUUGGCCGACCUGGUGGCUACCAGUCAAUCCGUCAGAUCAUCCAUAUUUUCCCUCAGUCAUAUAGGUGGUCGGCCUGUAAUAUGGAAACAAAUAAGCAACUUAUGUAUCCACUUAAUUGAUCAGUUUGUGACGAACGUUCAAAUGGCAAAUAAUUGUGGGAUUAACAACUUGGGUACACCUCUCUGGCCCAAAAGUAUGGAUAUUAAAUACAAACAACACCUGCCAUCAUCGUUCAAGGCACAAAUACGUCAAAGCAACAUAACUACAACGAAAGCCUCCGUGACUACUGAUAAAUCAUGGCCUAAUCCCCAACCUAAUGGCUCUAUAAUCCUUCAAAACUUCUUAAAUGCUGGACGCACACUGUUUUCAAAA
Messenger RNA from Trichobilharzia regenti, 408 nucleotides. Lineage: Eukaryota; Metazoa; Platyhelminthes; Trematoda; Strigeidida; Schistosomatidae. The record is from the annotation of a GenBank genome assembly.